UGUGGCCAACGAGUUUAAUCCAAAUGAGAUUGUGCGUGAUCCAGGAUGUAGGAAACAAAUUCAUGAGUAUGCUCCGGAUAUUCAAGACCAACUGAGGAGGGCAUAUAUAUUGAAGGGUCCAACGGCACGCAACCUGAUUUAGCAAGAUUUCCUCGUACUCAAUUUGGGAAGUAUUCAAGAGCAUUUUGUAAGGCAUGGUAUAAGAAUUAUACAUGGAUUGCAUACAGUGAGUCGAAGGAUGCAACUUAUUGUUUCUAUUGCUUUCUCUUUAAGCCGCCCGGGAGGGCCGAACACUUUGGUUAUGAAGUCUUCAACAAAGACGGAUUUAAAGAUUGGAAGCAUGCAUCUAAAGGCUUUAAAGAUCAUAUUGGUAGUCAUGAUAGUAAGCACAACUCAUGUGUGAAGCACUAUGAUGAUUAUAAUAAUCAAAGACAAAGUGUGACAUUGUUAUGCUUUCUAUGUCCAUUGUUAUGCAACUGGUGGUUGUGUCCGUUGCUAGUAAUUGCUCAUCUAUUCAUGAUUUCUUUGAGUACAUCUCCUUGAUUGUAACCACAACAAGUGCAUCUUGCAAGAGAAAGGAUGCUUUGAAGGAGGCACAACACCAAGAUAUUUUGAAUAAACUUAAGAGUGGUGAGAUAUCUCAAGGAAAGGGCUUGCACCAAUCAUCUAGUCUCACUAGACCCAGAGAUACUAGAUGGGGUUCACAUUAUACUACCUUGAUUCGUUUGGAUCAGAUGUGGUCCUCCAUGUUAGAGGUGCUUAGUAUUGUUGAUGAAGAUGGACGUGGACCAUCUCUAGCGGCGGGUUUGAUAGAAAAAAUGGAGAGCUUUAAUUUUUCUUUCAUUUUGAAGCUUAUGUUAAAGUUGUUUGGUAUCACUAAUGAACUUUCAAAAAUCUUGCAAACAAAAGAUCUUAAUAUUGUGCUUGCUAUGGAAUUAGUUGAUGAUGUUAAAGCUCGAUUGGCUAUAUUGAGAGAGAGUGGUUGGAAUGAUUUAUUUAGUGAUGUCCAAGAAUUUUGUUUUUCUCAAAGUAUUCCGGUGCCAAAUAUGGAUGAAGAAAUACCGGUUCGGGGACGUUCAAGAAGAGAAGGGAGAACUGUCACUAAUCUUCACCAUUACCGUGCAGAGAUUUUUUAUGUUGCUAUUGACAAAAUAUGUGUGGAGAUGGAUCACCGGUUUUGUGAAAGAAGUAAUGUUGUGCUGGAUUGCUUCUCAUGUCUUGACCCCAAGAACUCUUUUUCCAAGUUUGACGUUGAUAAGCUUGCUCGUCUUGCUAAUAUUUAUCAUGCAGACUUUUCUGAUGAUGACCGUGGAACAAUAAGGGAGCAACUUGAGACUUAUGUACAUCAAGUAAAAAGGCAUGCUUCUUUUACUUCUUGUGAAGAUGUUCAAAGUUUGGCUAUGAAGAUGGUUCAAACUGAGAAAUAUUUGGUAUUUCCAUUGGUUUACAAGCUCAUUGAGUUGGCUUUGAUAUUGCCGGUGUCGACAGCAUCCGUUGAAAGAGCUUUUUCAGCAAUGAAGAUUAUCAAGUCUAAUUUGCGCAACAAGAUCAACGAUAUGUGGUUCAAUGACUUGAUGAUAUGUUACACCGAGCAGGAGAUAUUCAAGUCACUUAAAGAUGUUGAUAUUAUUCGAACAUUCACCGCAAAGAAGUCUCGGAGAGGGCAUUUACCUGUUAAUUUUAUUUAGCACACUAUUCACAGGCUAUAUAAAAUUUCUGGCUCCGCCACUGGCUCUCAUAUUUCACUUGUAUUCAUUUAGACACCCACUUGACCAUAGUCAAUAAAUCAAUAAAUCUUGAUGUCAGAGACAGGUUCUAGAACCACAAUCAAUAUUUUUUACAUCUAUCCAACAAUGUAGUAGCAGUUAACAAUACAAAGAAGUAGUGUUAAUCUAGAAUAAAAUAUCAAUUUGAUCAAGAAAGAAAAUAUCAGUUUCAUGUUUGAUUAUGUCCUCAGCCAUGAUAU
This is a messenger RNA of Vicia villosa (hairy vetch), 1966 nucleotides long. RefSeq lists its product as uncharacterized. The transcript is spliced from 2 exons. The record is from RefSeq and is a predicted model, not a curated record. Gene Ontology annotation, molecular function: protein dimerization activity. Lineage: Eukaryota; Viridiplantae; Streptophyta; Magnoliopsida; Fabales; Fabaceae. Bases 450 to 1688 code for a protein of 412 amino acids.